GAAUUUUCGAACCCGCGAAACCAAACCUCUCUUCACUGCCAGUGCCACUCCACCCAAAAUCUGGCAUUUCAAGCUUUAUUUUUGUUCACUCUGUUUCAUUUCACAUUCAAAACGCAGCGUUUAGGCUCCGAAGUACUUCGAAAUCUUCUUUCUUCAACGAUUUAGGGUUGUGCAUCUUCUCGAGCUAUGGAGCUACGAGCUGGAGGGAUCAUCGUCUGCACAAAACCAUAGGAAAUUGAGUUUUUUGUUGUCUUUGUGAUGGGGAAGAGGAACACUGUGGUGGUCUUGUCAUCGGACGAAGAAGAUAGAGAUCGUUCAUCGAGCGCCAAUCGGAGAUAUACACCGACCAAAUUGACCUCUACGGUUCCGCGCACAAACCCUAGACGAUCCAAAAGGGCUCGUGUUUCGAGUUCUCGCGCUAGCUUGGGCACAGUACCAAGUAAUUGGGAUGAGGUCAAGCUGUUCUGUGAAGAUUUUGACGAAGUGUUUAGUGGGUUCAAGGUAUCUGAUGGUUCUGGAAGAAGCAACGUAAAGGAGUUAUGGGUCGAUAAAUACAAACCCCGUUCUUUUGAGGAGCUCGCUGUUCACAAGAAGAAGGUGGAAGAAGUUAAGUUGUGGUUUGAAGAAAGAUUAGCAAGUUCAAAGGGUUCAUCUAGUAAUCAUGUUCUUGUCAUCACUGGGCAAGCUGGUGUUGGAAAAUCCGCAACUAUUCAUGCGAUUGCAUCUCACCUUGGAGCCACAUUGUGUGAAUGGAACACACCAACUCCUGUAGUUUGGCAAGAACAUUUAUACAACUCCAGUGCAGGAAUACGCUACAUGUCAAAGUUGGAUGAAUUUGAAAAUUUUGUGGAGAGAAUAAGGAAGUAUGGAUUGAUCCCAUCAUCCCUUAAUGAGGGUUCAAAAUCAUCAAUCAUACUCUUAAUUGAUGACCUUCCGGUGACAAAUGGUAGAGUUGCUUUUGGAAGACUUCAAAACUGUUUGCAUCUUCUUGUGCAAUCUACUCGGAUACCAACUGCUAUAUUGAUCACCGACUAUGGUAAAGCCGAUUCAGCAGAUCACUCCACUGGAUACUUAGAAGAACUUCAGUUGUCUCUUGAAAAUGUUGGGGCUUGUAAGGUCUCCUUCAAUCCUAUAACAGAUAAUUCCAUCAAGAAAGUACUUUCUAGAAUAUGUAAAGAAGAGCAGUGUAAUGUGACUACUGAACAAGUCAGUCUAAUAGCAAAAGCAAGUGGAGGUGACAUUAGACAUGCAAUUACAUCUCCAUUUUUCUUUCUGAAACCAAAUCCGAGGCAUUUGUUGUCUUCAUCAAGUCCUGCUACCACAUCUGCUAAAGAGAAACCAUAUGAAGUAAAUGCUUUGGAUGACGGGUUUUCCUUCCAAUUUGGCAGAGAUGAUACACUUUCUCUAUUCCAUGCCCUUGGGAAGUUUCUGCAUAACAAAAGAGAGACGGAAAAUGUCAUGGCGGACGGAGAUGCAUUUCAUGUGCGGGAAGGAUUGUCUAGACUACCACUAAAAAUGGAUGCUCCAGAAAAGAUUCUAUGCCAAGCACAUGGACAAGCUAGGCCUGUUGCCGACUUUCUACAUGAAAAUGUUCUAGAUUUUCUGAGUGAGGAGGCCAUAGAUGAUGCAUGGGCAGUUGCUUCAUAUUUAGGUGAUGCUGACUUGCUUCUUGCUACUUUCCGUGGAAUGCUAAGUAGACAGUAUGAGGCAGAGAAUAUUCUACAAUCAGCUGGCGCCUCAGUUGCUGCUCGGGGUGUCCUAUUUGGAAAUUUUCAUCCAUUGCCUUCCAGGUGGCAUGCCGUUCGCCGGCCAAAGGUCUGGCAGGUUGAGCAAUCAUCAUUGCGUAACAAGAAGGAGAUGGUAAAACGGAGAUUUGGCGCUUAUAGUGGAAUGUGUGCAUCCGAUUUGACAGUUAUUGCUACUGAGUACACACCUGUGUUGAAAUGGCUUGGAUUUAGGACACUGCAAGGCUACAAGGAAGAAGACAAUGUUGAAACGAUAAGUUUUGACGGUCAAGAAACCGAAAUUUCUGAUGAUGAAAUAGAAGAAUGGUAAGACAUAGGGAGUACUUGAGAAGCAAAACUUAGUUUAGAUUGGCUUGUUCCUGUAAACUAGUUCCUAGAAAGUAAUCAUUAUUUUUUUUUUUUGGGUAAUGUUAAAAAAAAUUCUGGUACCGAACGAAAGUUGUACAACCUUUUGUGGUCAAUGCCAGAUUUGGAAAUCCGAGUUGUUUGUACAGUCAUUAGUGGAAGUUUUGUCAUAUAAAGAGCUAGCUCUAGUCUUCUUAGGAGCUGAUUAAGUGCUUAUAAAAACCACUAUCUUGAGAAUUGUAUUUUUUUCGUUUUUUGAUUCUCUUGAGAAA
Molecule: messenger RNA, 2362 nt
Organism: Prunus persica (peach)
Lineage: Eukaryota; Viridiplantae; Streptophyta; Magnoliopsida; Rosales; Rosaceae
Product: cell cycle checkpoint protein RAD17
Biological process (GO): mitotic DNA replication checkpoint signaling; DNA repair; DNA damage checkpoint signaling
Molecular function (GO): chromatin binding
Source: RefSeq, a predicted model, not a curated record